AUGUUUACUGGUAUUCUAUUUAUUAUUAUUACAUUUGUAAGAGUAUCAGCUAAUGAUAAAAUUUCAGCUGAUAUACCUCAAUUAAAUGGUUAUUAUCACAUGCCAAUACCAGGUGAUGGUAAUCAAUAUGUUUUUAAUAUUGAUUGGUCACAUUCAUUUAACCGUUAUUUGGUUACUGUAACUGGACAAACAUUAGCUUGGGCAACAGCAACAUUAAAUAUAAUUAAUAAUACUUCAGUAAAUCUUGUAUGUGAUAAUGGAUUGAGUUUACCAGGUAUAAUACAAUAUCCAACAGAUUUACCAACAAUUUGUUGGCCAACAUCUAAAGAUUUUACUUGUUGGAAUCGUCUUCUAUCCAAUAUAACACGUAUACAUGUUAUUAAUAUGAAUCAUUUAGAUGUUGGUUAUAAUGGAAUUCCAACAACGGGUUUCAUAAAUAAUAUUCUUAAUAUAUAUUUUCAUCAAUAUUUUCCUCGUGCAGCUAUUUUAGCUGAGCAAAUUCGUCGUAUAUCACCCGAUGAUUCAUUUGUAUAUACAACACAUCCAUGGUUACUUAGUAUGUUUUUUAAUUGUCCAUCAAAUUUUAUUCUUGCUGGUAUAAAAUUACAAUGUCCAUCAAAUGAUGAAUUAGAUUUAAUUGAACGAGCUAUACGUAUUGGUGCAAUAACAUGGCAUGCUGGUGCAAUGAAUAUGCAAUAUGAAUGGAUGGAUGAGCGUGCAUUAAAUCUUUCAUUAGAUUUAUCUGUUUCAUUAGCAAAACGUUUUCAUGUUCCUGUUCCAUGUGUUGUUAGUGUACGUGAUGUACCUGGAAUUCCAAUGGCAAUUAUUCGAUCAUUAAAUCAAUAUUUUUCACAAUAUUGUUCAUAUAAACCUAUGGUUACAGUUGGAGUUAAUGCUGGGAUAACUAAUUUUGAUAUACCAAAUGGUUUAUUUCGAUGGGGAACAAGUAAUGAGUUAAAUGUACUUGCAACAUGGCAUUCAUUUGGUUAUCCAAAUAAUCCUGGUUCAACAUUUACAAAUCCAGGUGGUUUAUCUCUAGGUGAUCUUGUUAUUAUUCCACAAAUUGGUGUUGGUUUAGCAUUUGCAUUCCGUACUGAUAAUCAAGGUCCACCUAUGUCCAUUGCUGAAAUUCAUCAAAAUCAUGAAAUUCUUCGGCAAUCAUAUCCAGGUGCUCGAAUUAUUUCAUCAUCAUUUCAAAAUUUUCUUGAAGAUGUAUCAGGAAUAUCGGAUGAAUUUCAAUUAUUUGAUCGUGAUAUAUCUGAUCUAUGGUUACAAGGUAUUGGAUCAGAUCCAAAACGUGUUCAACAAUAUCUAGCAUUACAAAGAGCUUUAAAUACAUGUUUUGAUCGUCAUUUAUGUACAAUAAAUGAUGAUCAAUUAAUUGAUGCUAGUCGAUAUCUUAUUAAAAUUCCUGAACAUACUUGGGGUUUACCAUCAGUAUAUGAUCAAGUCAAUUGGAGUAAUGAACAAUUUAAAAAAGUUAUUAAUACAGUACAAUCUUAUAAUAAUUGUCGAAUGGCUUGGCUUGAACAACGAGAUUUCUUUGACAUGUAUUUAAAUACAGUUCGUGAUCAUCCACUUUAUAGUAUAAUACAAGAUGAACUUUCCGCUGCAUUUAUUAAUGUAACAAGACCUAAUUUAGAUCAUUUUAAAAUUGUUUCACCAACAGAAACAUUUGUGCUUUUUCGUGAUUCAUCAAAUCCAAUAUAUGUUUCAUUCGAUAAAAAUUUAGGAUCGAUUUCAAAUUUAACUCGAAAUGAAAAAAUUCAUUGGACUGAUGAAAACUCUCAAUUAGCAACAUAUGUUUAUAUUACUUAUAAUGAAACUGAUUUUGUUCAAUUAUUAAAUACAUAUGGAAAUGCAGGUUUUGAUAAACCAAAUUCAACAGUAAAUGCCAAUCCUGUUUCACGUGUUUGGUUACCAACAUUAGAAAGUUUUUAUCGAUCUCGAAAUAAUGAAAAUGUUUUUCUUGCUCUAUUAAAUAUUGAUACUGAUGCUAUUAAUUUAUAUGGUGCUUUUAAUGAAAUAUGGUUAACAUAUACAUUUCUUGAUGAAACAACACUUAUACUUGAAUGGUUAGGUUUAAAUAAAACAGCUACACGUCUUGCUGAAGCAUCUAUGAUUAAAUUUUUACUUCCAAUGCAACCAUCAUGUUCAUUAAUUCAAUAUGAUACUAAAGUUGAUGUUCAACAAGCAGCAAAAAAUUCUUCAUAUUAUCAACGAGGUGUUGAUGCAUUUUCAUGUCAAACAAGUUUAUCUUCAAAAUGUUUUGUUACAAUUACUGUUAAAUCAUUUGAUACACCAAUAGCUUGUCCAAUAUUACAAGAUAAAGAACCAACAGUUCUUCCAUUUCCAGCACCAGGAAAUUCACCACCAUUAGAUGGUAUGGCUUAUAAUUUACAUAAUAAUGUUUGGGAUACUAAUUAUAUUUAUUGGUAUCCAUUUGUUUCGGAUGAUGAAUCAUGGCGAGCUCGAUUUUUAAUUAUUUUCGAUGGAUCAUGUAGUUAA
Molecule: messenger RNA, 2508 nt
Organism: Rotaria sp. Silwood1
Lineage: Eukaryota; Metazoa; Rotifera; Eurotatoria; Philodinida; Philodinidae
Source: the annotation of a GenBank genome assembly